GAGGGGCUUCUUUGUUAAAUCAUAUUAUGAAUUUAUUACUAAGAGAGAGAACAACAACAUCCAUACAGCCCCCUUCAUAUGAAUAUGGAAAUCUAAAGCACCACCCAGAAUUGGAUUUUUUGCUUGGGAAGCAGCUAAAGAGAAGAUUUUAACAAUUGACAUGCUUAGAAGAAGAGGGAAUAUGCUGAUUAAUAGGUGAUAGGUGCUUCUUAUGCAAAUCCGGUGAGGAGGUCUGUUACCACUUGUUAUUGGGUUGCGCUGUUACUUACAGCAUAUGUUCUUCUGUUUUGAGGCUUAUUGGGGUGGAUUGGGUUAUGGCGGGUAGUGUAAGUAAGGAACUGUGGAUUUGGGAGGGUUUGUGUAAAGAAAAGGGGAGACAUUUAUUUCUUGUACCACUUACUAUUGUUUGCGUGAUUUUGAAAGAAAGAAAUGCUAAAGCUUUUGAGGGAGUUGAAACUAACUUUGGUAACAUUAGGAAUAAAUGGAUACACACUUUUGAAUCUAUCUUGUUGGGUCAUGAUAUUAAAGACCUAAAUGAUAUGGGUGCGGUCAUCGACCAAUUAAUAGAUUUGUAAUUAUUUUGUAUAUGGACAGUACUCCCUUAGUACCUUGUGCAAAAUAAUACUUUAUUUUUAUUUUUAAGAAAAAGGGGUAUGCACAAACAUAUGAGAUAGAUUAUUAUGAGACAUUUGCACCAGUAGCCAAGAUGAACACUAUGCGAAUUUUGUUGUUAUUAGCUCCUCAUUUUGAUUAGCAACUAAAAGAAUUUUAUAUAAAAAAUGUCUUCCUGUAUAGAGAUUCAGAAGAACAAAUCUACAUGGAUCUCCACCAGACUUUGAUAGAGAAUUAGGACUGAGUAAGGUAUGUAAAGUAAAGAAUGCACUGUAUAGCCUCAAGCAAUUGCCAAAAGCGUGGUCUGGGCUCUCAAGGGUGAUAAUAAACCUGAGAUUUAAGCAGGCUCAAGAAGACCAUAUUCUAUUCAUCAACCACUCAUAGAUAAGGGGGAGUUAUAAAUCUGGUAGUACAAGUUGAUGAAAUUAUGGUAGCAGGAGAUAAUGAGAAAGAAAAAUGAAUACUAAAACAGUGGUCUAAUAUGUAUCCCAUACAUGUGUAACAAUUAUAUUCUAUAUAAUUAAUUAUGAUUAAUUGUUUUUUUUUCUCCAUCCUAGAAAACUUAUAUAUAUAAAGCAGUAAUACACAACAGAACACACAUCAAACUAUUCUGAACAUAAACAACUAACAUUAUAGGGUUAUCAGGAGUUACUGGAGCGGGUUUCAGCAGCUGCAGCAAAUGUUCAAUCUGUUCUUUGCUCAAAGAAGUGGACUCGGCAGUGUGUGAUUUGCUAGAGGUAUGGUUAUAUCAUUUGCCCUAUUGUUCUUCCAUUCAACAGGUUUCAAAUCAGUAGCUUUGUCAUGCAAUCACUAGUUAAAUAUCCAAUUUUUCCUCUCCCUCUAAUAUACAUUCUAACAGAUUGUGACCAACUGAGAAAAUUGUUCCCAUUGAGGCAGAUGUUACAGAUUUGGACAGAGUGGGAGCAUGAUUUGGUUGAUAGUUUUAAAGGGGUUGGUUUUAACAGCAUUUGUAGGAGUUGAUUCUGAGAUUUCUGACAGUGACGGGUAGAAGAUGAAAACAGCAAGGAGCGCAGAAAGAAAAGAAAUAUAGAGGAGGAAGAACGUAGAAAAAGAGAAGAAAAAAUGUCAAUUAUACUGGUUCUGAUAACAUGUGAAAUAUGUGAUAGAAAGAUCAUAGCUUCAUUAAUUAAAAAGGUAGAAGUACUCUUCCUUUUAUAACAUAAUAUAAUUUUUAAAAGGAAAUAAAUCUACAGCUAUAAAUUUAUAAAUAUACACCUUUAUUUUUAGGAAGAAAAUCAUAUCCUAGUGAUUAGAAAAUAUGGUCAUGUAUGCCUAAAGAUCAGAGAACAGAUGUUAUGAAAUUAAAUGUGCUGGUUCUCUAACAAUUACGAUAAUCAUGUGAAACAUAGGAAGAAAAUCAUAUCCUCAUAAUUAGAAAAUAUGGUUGUGUAUGCCUAAAAAAUCAGAUAACAGAUGUUCUUGAAUUAAAUAUGCUGGUUCCCAACAAUUACAAUAAUUCACAUGAAACAUAUAAAGUUCAUUGUCUUAAACAUAUAUAGAGUAAAAGUAAUUUUAUCUUUUGAAUUUAGUUGGUUUUUGACAAUGUUUAUUUUGGAAAAUUGAUGGGAUAGUCUAAACUAAGUGCUAACUAAUAAAAGACAAAAAAAAAAGAAACUAAAAAUGGAAGCCACACUUUCCUGAAAGCUUAGCCUUUUAGGUGAUGUCUUUUUAAGCAAUCCAUAUUUUAAGUUCUUUUACAGGGAAAGCAUGAAGUAAGUUACGCAUAAAAUGGUCCUCAUCAUCAUCAUUUUCAUCAUAUUCCUCCAGUACUAGUAGCCCUCUUCACUUUUCAUUAUCUUCCUUUAUAACUACCUUCCUUCUUCUCAUACUUAAAAUAUAUUUGAGCAUUGUUUUCUUGUAUGCAAAUGGGAUUAAUGGAGUACAUAGCUUUUGUAGCAAUGUUAAUGAUAACAGCAACAAUAAGCAGCUUUGUCUCAGGCUCAGGCUUGCCUAAUUCUUGGGUUUCAACCACUCUUGAAGGCCCUUUUGAGCCGGUUACAGUUGCUCUUAAUGAUGGUAACUUCCGAGGAAAGGCCAAAGAUUUGCCUCCCUCGGAUCCAAGGGUGCAGAGGACUGUUACAGGUUUUCAGCCUGAACAGAUCUCAAUCUCUCUCUCGGCUACCUAUUCCUCUGUAUGGAUUUCUUGGAUCACAGGAGAGUAUCAAAUUGGUGAGAAGAUAAAACCACUAGAUCCAAAAAGUGUUGCAAGCAUUGUUAUGUAUGGAAUUUUUGGGUCCCUAAAGAAGCCUUGUAAAGCAACUGGUUACUCUCUUGUUUAUAAUCAGCUUUAUCCAUUUCAAGGCCUACAGAACUACACUUCAGGAAUAAUACACCAUGUUCGCAUUACAGGACUGAGAGCUAACACUCUCUACUACUAUAAAUGUGGAGAUCCUUCAAUUCAAGCAAUGAGCAAUGUUCAUUACUUUAGAACAAUGCCGGUUUCUGGUCCCAAGAGUUAUCCAUCCAGAAUAGGUGUGGUUGGAGACUUAGGUCUUACCUAUAAUACAACUUCCACUAUUAGCCAUCUGACUGCCAACAAUCCUAACCUUAUUUUGUUGGUCGGAGAUGUUAGCUAUGCUAAUAUGUACCUCACCAAUGGCACUGGAGCCGACUGUUAUUCUUGCUCCUUUUUUGACACUCCCAUUCACGAAACAUAUCAGCCGCGUUGGGAUUAUUGGGGAAGAUUCAUGCAGCCUCUAUUAUCAAGUGUUCCUAUAAUGGUGAUAGAAGGGAACCACGAACUCGAACAACAAGCUGAGAAUCAUACAUUUGUCGCUUACAGUUCUCGGUUUGCUUUCCCAUUGAAGGAAAGUGGAUCUUUAUCCACAUUCUACUAUUCUUUCAAUGCGGGUGGGAUUCAUUUCCUUAUGCUUGGUGCCUACAUUUCUUAUAACAAAUCAGGUGAUCAAUACAGGUGGUUGGAGAGAGACUUGGCUAAAAUUGAUAGAAAAGUGACUCCAUGGUUGGUGGCUGCAUGGCACUCUCCUUGGUACAGCACCUACAAGGCUCAUUACAGAGAAGCAGAAUGCAUGAGAGUAGCCAUGGAAGAUUUACUCUACAAAAAUCGAGUUGAUAUUGUUUUCAACGGACACGUUCAUGCAUACGAGAGAUCAAAUCGAGUAUACAACUAUAAUCUAGAUCCAUGUGGGCCUGUGUAUAUCACAGUUGGGGAUGGUGGAAACAGAGAGAAGAUGGCAAUUGAUCAUGCUGAUGAUCCUGGUAAAUGUCCAGAACCCUCUACUACACCAGAUAAAAUCAUGGGCGGAUCUUGUGCUUUCAACUUUACAUCAGGCCCAUCAAAGGGUCAGUUUUGCUGGAAUCGUCAACCUGAUUACAGUGCUUAUAGAGAAAGUAGUUUCGGCCAUGGGAUUCUAGAGGUGAAAAAUGAAACUCAUGCUUUAUGGAGUUGGCAUCGUAACCAAGAUUCUUACAACAGUACCGGUGAUACUAUAUAUAUUGUCAGAGACCCUGUUAGGUGUCCUGUUUGAGCAAA
This is a messenger RNA of Carica papaya (papaya), 4126 nucleotides long. RefSeq names its product purple acid phosphatase 15-like. NCBI's taxonomy places the organism in Eukaryota, Viridiplantae, Streptophyta, Magnoliopsida, Brassicales, Caricaceae. The record is from RefSeq and is a predicted model, not a curated record. Gene Ontology annotation, molecular function: acid phosphatase activity; metal ion binding.